Molecule: messenger RNA, 847 nt
Organism: Penicillium cinerascens
Lineage: Eukaryota; Fungi; Ascomycota; Eurotiomycetes; Eurotiales; Aspergillaceae
Product: Eukaryotic translation initiation factor eIF-5A
Exons: 4
Coding region: 58-543 (161 amino acids)
Biological process (GO): positive regulation of translational elongation; positive regulation of translational termination
Molecular function (GO): RNA binding; ribosome binding; translation elongation factor activity
Source: RefSeq, a predicted model, not a curated record
AUCUCGCCUUUUACUCCCUUAACGAAACCCCCAUCCACCCUCAAAACCACCUUCACCAUGUCUGACGAGCAGCACGAUGUCACCUUCGAGUCCGCCGAUGCCGGCGCCUCGACCACCUACCCCAUGCAGUGCUCUGCUCUGCGCAAGAACGGUCACGUCGUUAUCAAGGGCCGCCCCUGCAAGAUCUGGGAGAUGUCCACCUCCAAGACCGGCAAGCACGGUCACGCCAAGGUCCACAUGGUCGCCGUCGACAUCUUCACCGGCAAGAAGCUCGAGGAUCUCUCCCCCUCCACCCACAACAUGGACGUCCCCGUCGUCCUCCGCAAGGAGUACCAGCUUCUUGACAUCACCGACGAUGACUUCCUUUCCCUGAUGAAGGAUGACGGUGACACCAAGGACGAUGUCAAGCUCCCCGAGGGCGAGAUUGGCCAGCGUAUCGUCAAGCUUUUCCGUGAAGAGGAGAAGGACGUCAACGUCAUCAUCCAGACCGCCAUGGGUGAGGAGGCUGCCAUUGAUGCCAAGGAGGCUCCUCAGGGCAAAUAAGUGCAAUAAUCCUGAGUCUCCCACAUGUUAUGUCAACCUUUAUGUUUCAAAUGGGGCUUCUGUCCCCCCAAAAAAUUCAUCUUCAAUGGUUCCAUGGAGGAUGCGAAUCCUUGGUCGAUUGACGAAAUAGUCUGUUGCUUCAAAGAUGCAUCCAUCAUCUAGCCUUGGAUGUAGGCUGCUGUACCGACGAGAAGGAUUGCUUUGGUUGGCAUUAUACGUGUUGUCCGAAGACCAGUUCUGAGUCCCAGCAUCUCAUGAUAGUGUGACGAACGAAUAAAUACGUAAACCUUGCUUGAUCUUAAUA